Molecule: messenger RNA, 1464 nt
Organism: Acanthocheilonema viteae
Lineage: Eukaryota; Metazoa; Nematoda; Chromadorea; Rhabditida; Onchocercidae
Source: the annotation of a GenBank genome assembly
AUGAAUGCAAGUGAUGUAAUUUCACAUAAUGAAGCAAAUGGGCCAUCGACGUCAAAACAAUCACCGACAGCAGCAGAUGAGGUAGACUAUAUAUUGGGUGAGGAUUUUCAACUUGAUGCUAAACAUUUAAAUCGUGUUCAUGAAGAAUUGGAAAAAUUAAAUAUUGCAACAGAUGUAAUCAAUAAAUUGGAAUUACAACUUGAUGAAGCAAGAGCUACUUUCAGGAUUUUAGGUAUUAUUUUUGCUUCCAGGAAAAUUCAAGCAUCCUGGUCUCAAAAAUUGGACGAGUUAAGUCGUAAAUAUGGUUCAGCAAUUGCAAAAGGUCGACCUUAUUAUGAAGCAAAACUUAAGGAGAGACGGUUACGUGAGGAAGCGCAAAACGCUGCGAUACGUUUCGAGCGCGCCAAUUCGAUGCAUGCAGUAGCAAAGCAACAAGUGAAAUUAACACAGGACAGUUUAAAUCGGCAACGAACUAUCGAACCAGAAUGCUUAGAGGUGUUGAAUCAUCAUAUUCAACGUGUAAAUGAAGCGGAACAAGAACGUGUAGUAGCUGAAGAGGUACAUCGCUCAAUUUCUGAGUGCAUGGCACAGUUGUCGAAGGAAAUUGCACAGAUGCUAGAAGGAAACGCUCGGUCUAUUAAGAAAAGCCGACAUUAUUUCGAGCAACGCAUCGAAUUUACAAGAAUUUUGGAGCAUCAGAAAAAUCUUAUUCUGAAACUUGAAUCUGAGGUGCGUCAGAAAAAAUACGAUUAUACAUCUUCGUUGAGAAAUUUGGAGCAGAUAUCAGAUGCUAUACAUGAAGAGCGAAGUUUGUCAAGUGUAAGACGUGAACCUGGCGUUGGUUGCGAAUCACCUGACUUGCCAGCUUGUGAAGUAGCACUUAGUAAAGAGAAAGCACAACGUCGAAUUGAAGAGGAGGAAGAAAGAAGACGCAAAGCGGAUGUAGCAAAUGCUGUUAUCCUCGAGGGGAUUGAAAUAGCUCUUGAUCAGCUUACUUUGGAUUGCGACAAAGCAAUCGACCCUACUUUGUUUGAUGAUUCACCUGAAGGAGUAGACUCAGGGGCAGUUAAAGAUGGAACUCUUGGUUCUGGUGUUAUAUUACUUGCGCAACAGUUGAUUCUUAGCCAGGGUAAAUCGAAAAAAAACAAUAAAAGCAUUAGGUUGUCAGCAGAUUUGACUGAUUUUCGAUAUCGCACCGAAUUGCCCGAGGGUGCUGCAGCAGUAACUGUUUCUUUGCCUGAUGGUAAUGAUAGUGAUAGCUCAUUGGAAAGUAAUCAUACGGGAGUAACGAUGAACACGGAUGAUUUAUCAGGAAUGCUUCGAAGCCAUUCUCAAAUAAUUGAAGAAAUUGAUGAAUGUGCUCAACGUACCGAAACCAUAUUGCAUAAUAAUUUGAACGUUAUUCAUAGAAAUGGAAAUGAUGAUGUAGAGCGUGAUAGCGGUCAUAGUUCAUCGAGUUACUAG